CAAACACUGCCAUAGAACCUCACGAUCAACAGAGUCGAAUGCCGCCUUAAGGUCGAGAAAUACUACCAUUGUGGGGCGUCUGAAUGUGUGUCUGUGUUCUAGAACCUGACGUAGUGUGAAUAUCUGAUCUAUACAACCAUGUCCAGGUCGAACACCAGCCUGGUUUUCUCUAAUCUGCUCUUCAUGAGCUUUAGUUAGGCGUCGAAGUAUUGUUGAGGCUAAUAUUUUAGACACUAUAUUAGUCAAACUGAUUCCUCUGUGAUUGUCGCAAGAGGACUUUUGUCCUUUCUUAUAGACUGGCACAAUCAGUGAUUGAGACCAGUCAGAUGGGAUUACGUCCAGUUCCCAAAUUCUACCUAAGACCUCGGUUAAUCUCAUUGCUAAUACUGGACCACCAUCCUUAAAAAUCUCAGGAGUAAACCUGUCAGAGCCUGCUGCUCUCCCUCGUUUCAGAUUUCCUAUGGCUUUUUCAACUUCACCGAACAGGAACAUUGUGGCUCGACAUGAAAUACAGGAAUUUGUGCUUGGUUUAAUGUUAACAGUUUGUUUACCAGGUACAGAUACCUGUAUCUGGAUUUAAGGCACACUCUAAGUAUGUGAACUAGAAAUACUGCCCUGUUUUUCAAGCCUAAUUAUGUUGAAUGGAGUUCAAACCUGAGAUUGGAAGUCGAAUGCUUUGACCACUAAGCCAUAGAUUGGUUUCUAAGCUGGAAUAAUAAUAACUAAUUAAUUACUGACACCUCAAGGUUAGUAUUAAUUAGAGUUGCUUUUUUGAGUCAACUCAGUUCUAUUUCUUCGUGUACGUAGUUUGUCUCGAGGUAUUCAAUAUGCUUGAUUUGUAUCAAAUAAAUAAGUAAUAAACAUUUGCUAACAAUUUCCUUGUUUUCUCAUUUAUUUGGUCCGUAUUCUGCUCAGACUCACUAUAUAUAUAUAUAUAUCAUGUCCUUACAGUUCCAUAAAUUAUUCAAGUUGGUGAUAUUUCUAAUUAUGAUUUGAAGGGGAUGUGUCGUCUUAUUCACAUUUUAUAUAGCGUUUGUCUAAUUACUAUUCUUAAAAAAGUAUCUGCCACUAAAUUUUGUUGGGUUGUUUCAUUAUGUAUGUCUGUCACUAUCAGCAUGUUACUUGUAUGUAAUAUCAUUUAGUUAUGAUUUCCUAUGGUGAUAAUUUCUAUUUAGAAUUUUGAUACUAAAGCUGUGCUAAUUAACUUAUUGUUGCGCAACUAUUUGCAUUAUCAAUUGCAUGAACAAGCACAUAAGCUUGUCUCACGUGUAGUAUUCCCAGAAAGUGCGCCAAAUAACGAAUGGGCUAGAUAUUUGUAUUAUUUAGGUAAGUUAAUCAUCCUAAUGUUUAUGUGCUUUUUGUCUGAGUUAUUAUUUUACAUUGUAUAAUGUUACUAUAAAUCUUUAUUUAGUUGCUAAUCAGGGUUCUUUUAACCUGUUUGUUUUACUUAACUAAUACUGCUUUACUUAUUGAAAAAGUAAAGUGUUUGUCUUACAGAGAACCUUGGACAGUUUGAACUUCUGUGACUUCGAAUACUUGUUUGCUUAUAGCUUUUAUUGCCAUGAAAUUUACCCCUCUUGUUUUUCCUUUACACUAAGAAGGCUUAACGUUGUUAUCUCCAGGAUUUUACUCCUACAAAUUCAACAGUUGUCAUAUGUGCUCAAGAUUAUAUUGUCUAGCUGUCAACCAUUGUGCUGAUUCCAUAUGAUCUACUGUAAUCAUACCGACUUAAAGUUGUGAAUAGUAUUUCCACAUAUUGUUGUUUUGUGAAUACUCUCUCAUUAAAUUCUAGUCUUAUUGGAUCUAAUGUUGCACUCUCCUGUUGUUAAAUGCCAUACCAUUAGUAUUCAACUAAAUUCUGAUAAAUAAUUUUACAAAUCACAUUUUCAUCGAGAACAAAAAUAGUUUCUAAUAACAACUGAGUGGUAUAUCAAUUGUUUCUUCUAUAGCCAUAGAGAAGAUUUGUUUACGUAACCUAAAAGGAUUAGCUAUCUCAGAUAAUACCCUCAAGGUAUUUUACAUGUAAGUUGUAUGCUGCUACUAGGGUGCAUAAAGUUGAGUGUGUUUAAACUUGUGACCUGUUGACUGAAAGCGAAGUACUUUAACUACUAAGCCAACGUGUACUAAACUACGUCAAUCCCAAUCGAAAGAUGCUCAUGUGCUUAAAACAUGCUCAGUAUUUAAUAACCAUCUUCUCACUACGUGUAUAGAUAUCUUAUUGUUGAUGCUUAUCGUAUAAAAAGUCGGUAAAUCUUUUUAAGAAAAUAUCUGAUGAAUUUUUUUGUUAUACAUACUAGGAAAUGUAGUCACUUCAGUAUAUAUGUCCAUUUUACUAGGUAGAAUCAAGGCAAUACAAUUAGACUAUUCAUCAGCUCAUGAACAUCUGGUUUCUGCUUUGCGUAAAGCUCCUCAACACACAGCCAUUGGUUUUAAGCAAACCUUGCACAAAUUAAAUACAGUUGUAGAAUUAUUACUAGGUGAACAGCCAGAUCGUUCUAUAUUUCGUCAAACGACAUUUAAAGCUGCUCUACAACCAUAUUUCCAGCUGACUCAAGCAAUUCAUGCAGGAGAUUUAUCUCGAUUUAACGAUACCCUUCGAGUUCAUGGAGCUCAGUUUUCAGCUGACAAAAUGUAUACACUAAUUAUUCGAUUACGUCAUAAUGUCAUUAAAACCGGUGUUCGACGAAUAUCCUUAAGUUAUUCUAGAAUUUCUCUAGUAGAUAUCGCCAAAAAACUCCAAUUGGAUAGUGUCGAAGACGCAGAAUACAUAGUUGCAAAGAAUCACAUUAUAUCAGAACUAGAACUCACUACCCAGAAUAGAGGACCAUAGUAACACUGGAGAAUAUUUUAUUCAAUACAAUUACAAUUAGUCACUCUCGGUGAGUCCAGAGUAGAAAUCAAUGUCAGGAAGGGAAAUCACAUAUUUAAUAGUCAGUAGUCUGUGUCUGUUUAUCCGCAAUCAAUGAUCGGCCAUAUUUUACUUCCACUACCACACUUCACUUAUUAUCAUGGUUAUUACAAUCAACUGUCUCAAUCAAUCUUGUUUCUUUUUUCAAAACAAAAUUAUUCCGAUAGGCUAUUCAUGAUGGUGUGAUUGAUGCUAUAAUUAAUCAUAAAGAAGGUCAUGUAACUACAAAUGAAACGUUAGAUUUAUAUUCAACACGUGAACCUUUUAAUCAAUUUCACCAACGUAUUAAAUUUUGCCUCAGCAUACAUAAUCAAGCGGUCAAAGCAAUGCGUUAUCCCCCGAAACAAUACUCUAAAGAUAUUGAAUCUGCUGAAGAACGUCGUGAACGUGAACAACAAGAGCUUGAAAAUGCGAAGGAACUAUCUGAAGAUGAAUUUGACGGAUUCCCAUGAAUCUCAUUCAUGUUGGCAUUAAUAAUAAAUGACAAUGAAUAAUACUUAUUCCCUAACACGAUCCAUUUUUUAAGACUCAAUUGUUUUGUAUUGAAUACUUUUUGUGAUAUAUAUAUAUAUAUAUAUAUAUAUAUAUAUAUAUAUAUAUAUAUAUAUGUCCAGUAAUCUUGUAGCAUACCAUGUUACCGUUGAAAAAUUUGUCUGGAAUUAGUGUUUUUUUUGUUGUUGUUAAUUGUAGUUUAUUAAUCGAGAGGAGAGUAACCUACUCGUAAAUGUCUUGUUUAGUACAAAUAAGAUAUAUUACAGUUAUAUUGUACAAGAUAUUGUCAUCAAUGACUACAAUAAUAAUGGUCGAUUAACCGGUUGCUGUGUUUAUGAAUUGAAGUAAACAUUAUUAUAAUGCAUACAAAACGAAGUGACGAUAUUGUAAAUAAAUAGGAGUAGAUUCCAUAGAAAUAAUAAUGGAAAGUAGUAUUGUACAUAACGCCAAUGACAACCGUUCAUUUAAAGUGCUCAACACAAUAGGAAACUACAGUAGGAUUAUCGCUGGGUUUUAUCCAAAGGGUCCUAACUAUCCUACGCACGCUAAUCAUACAAGACUAUACUUCAUUCCACGACACAGCCGUAAAUCCACCGCUUCAACGUCGACAAUUAGAAAGCCAUUAGACCAUUCAUAAAACGUGACUGUGUCACGUUGUAAAUGAUAUUUUAAGAUGACCACUUAUUGUGCGACUCAGUUAUCACAGUGUUGCCUGCAUAUACGAGCGUUCCACUUUCUAAUUUAAGAUUAAUCGAACGUAUGAAGCUGCCGAACAUCGCUUGUUCGUAGCGGCCAAGUUGUACAAACGUUGGUAAUGUUAGCAGCAAAAUCGGUAGUAGAAUAAGGAUUAUCAUCGUUUUACUCAAUAAAUUCUCUAUAUUAACUGUAAAAAAAGAUUUCGUUCAUUAUAAUGGCUACCAUUAAUCCUAUUCGAUGCGA
Schistosoma haematobium is the source of this 4339-nucleotide messenger RNA. RefSeq names its product 26S proteasome non-ATPase regulatory subunit 3. The coding region runs from base 2321 to 2830 and encodes 169 amino acids. Gene Ontology annotation, biological process: regulation of protein catabolic process; ubiquitin-dependent protein catabolic process. The transcript is spliced from 3 exons. Gene Ontology annotation, molecular function: enzyme regulator activity. NCBI's taxonomy places the organism in Eukaryota, Metazoa, Platyhelminthes, Trematoda, Strigeidida, Schistosomatidae. The record is from RefSeq and is a predicted model, not a curated record. Gene Ontology annotation, cellular component: proteasome regulatory particle, lid subcomplex; proteasome complex.